AUGGAUCGAAAGUAUAUUUUGUAUACUAUUUUACUAGUAUAAAAGCGGCAAGUUAGUACAAAUCAGCAUCCAGUUGAUUGUCUGGGAUCGAUGCGAACAAUUAUAAGUGGGAUCGCAAUGAAGUUAUUUAUCUGUCUGUCAGCACUUUUGUUGGUUUCAGCUAACGCUGAAUCAGAUCAAAAGAAACCUGAAAGCAAUGCAGUGCCUUUGGAGAAGAAGUUAGACAAACGUGGGCUCUUGAAUUUGGGGUAUGGCUACGGAAUCAACGGAUUGGAUGUUGGAUAUAUCGGCGGUGGUCAUUUCGGAGGAGCAUACCAUUCGGGCGCUCACAGCUACGGCCAUGGAAGCCACGGUUUCCUGCUAGGAGGACACACUGAUGUCACGAAAACAGUGACCCUGGUCAAGGGAGUGCCAGUGCCAUACACGGUUGAAAAGCACAUUCCUUACACUGUCGAGAAGCACAUUCCUGUUCCAGUGAAGGUUCCAAUUCCUCAGCCAUACGAAGUUAUCAAACACGUGCCAGUGCCAGUAAAGGAAUACGUUAAGGUCCCCGUACAUGUGCCAGCUCCAUACACAGUGGAGAAAAAAGUGCCCUACCCAGUCCACGUUCCCGUUGAUCGGCCAUACCCCGUCAAGGUCCUCGUGCCACAGCCAUACGAAGUCACCAAGCACGUCCCUUACCCAGUGAAGGUUCCAGUUCCGCAGCCAUAUGAAGUUACCAAGCACGUCCCAGUUCCGGUUAAGGUUGAAGUCCCCGUCCCAGUGCCGUACACCGUCGAGAAGAAGGUCCCAGUUGAGGUUAAGGUUCCGGUUGAUCGUCCCUACCCAGUCCAUGUCCCUGCUCCAUACCCGGUCCCAGUCGAGAAACCCGUCCCGUAUACCGUCGAGAAGCCAUACCCGGUUCAUGUUAAGGUUCCGGUUGACCGUCCCUAUCCGGUUCCGGUAGAGAAACCGGUCCCAUACCCCGUUAAGGUUCCGGUACCUCAGCCCUACUACGUCGAAAAGCAUGUCCCAUACACCGUUGAACGGCCAGUCCCAGUCCCAGUGAAGGUCCCGAUCGAUCGUCCUUACCCAGUAACGGUCGAAAAGCACAUUCCGGUGGAAAAACCCGUGCCAGUUCCGGUCCCGGUCAAGGUUCCGGUUGCGGUUCCUGUGCACUCGCACUCGCAUCACCACCAUCAUGAGCCGGCUCACCAUUACGAUACGAGCUACACCAGCUUCAGCGGCUAUGGCCACGACUACAGUUACCACCAUUAGGGUUACCAAUCACAAACCAAGUUUAUAUUUAUUGGAAUGAACCUGCCAGUAGCCAAAAACAUGGGAACAAAUCGGACUCCAGAUAACAAAACCGAUCGAAUUCGAGCGGCGACGUUAACGUUAACCAAGGAGAUAUUAUCUUUUGCAAGAAAACAAACAAAUACCCAGAUAUCUGCACCAUAGAUCACAACCACAAUCGAACAACGAACUCACCUAAUUUGUUACCAUUUAACUUUUCUGUUUUCGUAAAUUAACGCGCUCUUUUGUUCUGUAUCUUCCUUCCGAUGCGAUAAUGGUUACAUUUCUCUGAAUAGCUACCGCGAUUCCGUUUGUUUAGCGAUUUACGGCGCCAAGGUCCACCAUGGCGUCGCCAUCGUCUGAGAGCCCCUCGUGGUGGCAACAAUUUGUGGCAGCAGCACCACCAACGUCUUCAUCAACCGGACAUGCGACUUAACCAAAUAGUAUCACCCACCCACCCACGCUUGCGUAAUCGAAUGUUGUACCCGUUUAGGCCAAUCCGUCUACCCUUGAAAUAAUGUAUUUUGUCCUGCGCAGACUUUUGAUUUUCCAAAACGUCCCACUUCCCGCCACACACAUACGAAAACUUAAUCGCGUUACUCAACCAAUCGCUCUAACUUCUCGUAAGUUAUUCUUAGCGUGUACAACCAAAAUGUGAUUUAUAUUUUUUUUACGUUUUUUUUUUUGUUUGCUGGUAUUAGCAAAAAGUGCGAAACCAGAGGCGCGAAGAUGAGGCGUGCGAACUGCGUUUGCAAGCAAACGUUGCGCGAAUCUAUUAUUGUAUUUUAUAUGUAAAUAAGAGGAACACAAGUAAAAAAAAAACAAAAAUAAAGACGAAUCAGUUUUAUA
Messenger RNA from Uranotaenia lowii, 2124 nucleotides. RefSeq lists its product as uncharacterized. The record is from RefSeq and is a predicted model, not a curated record. Bases 91 to 1257 code for a protein of 388 amino acids. Lineage: Eukaryota; Metazoa; Arthropoda; Insecta; Diptera; Culicidae. The transcript has 3 exons.